AUGACAGCCUCUGUGCCUGAAACGAUGCGGAAAGGCGUCCCGAUGUACGUCAGGGUUUCGAUGCUGAUCGCCGUUGGCGGUAUGCUGUUUGGGCUCGACACAGGGACAAUCGGGCCGGUGACGGCCAUGUCGUCGUUCGAGAAAUCGUUCGGCUCGUUUUCUGCAACGGUGCACGGCGUGGUCGUGUCAUCAAUCCUCAUCCCAGCAGCACUGUCGUCCCUGAUCACGGGCAACGUGGCAGACCUCUACGGACGUCCUCGCACCAUAAUGUUUGGAGCUAGCAUCUUCGGCAUUGGUGCGGCGAUCGAAGCGGCUGCUAACAAUUUGGGUGCCUUUAUUGCCGGGCGGAUCAUUACGGGCGUCGGGGAAGGAUUCUUCCUAAGCAUGCUAGUGGUGUAUGUGUGCGAGAUCUCGCCGGCGCGGCGGCGCGGCCCGCUGGCGUCGUUACCACAGUUUUGCACCACCAUCGGCAUUGCCGCCGGCUACUUUAUCUCCUACGGCACUUCCCGCAUCGAUUCGUCGGCAUCGUGGCGCGUGCCACUUGCCUUCCAGUCCUUCAUGGCCCUGUCCUUUGCCGUCUUCUGUACCCUGGUGCCACCCUCACCACGCUGGCUUCUUCAGAAGGGCCGGGCGAAGGAGGCGGCGCAGGUGCUCGCCAGGCUGGGGGUGCCUGCGUCUGAAAUGGAGGAGAGCCUGCAGAACAGUGGCGAAGUGAGCCCUGAUGACCGGCAGCCUUCUCUUGGUGAAAACAUCCGUGCUUCUUUCACAGAGAUCUCCAAGGCCUUUGCACCCGGAGUCCGCAAGAGGACGUUCCUGGGCUGCUUCAUGAUGGGCAUGCAACAGUUCAGCGGCAUAGACGGUGUCCUCUACUAUGCUCCAUUGCUGUUUACCCAGGCCGGCCUCUCGUCCGAGCAAGCCAGUUUCCUCGCAUCCGGCGUCUCUGCAUUGGUUAUCUUUGGAACAACCAUCCCAGCUACCUUCUUCUCCGACCACUGGGGCAGGCGGCCGUCUACCAUCUAUGGUGGGCUGGGUCUGGCAGGCACCAUGGUGUUGAUUGGAUCCCUAUAUGCGUCGAACAGCGUGCACGGCGACCACGGCGCGGCUCGAUGGGUGGUGAUGGUGUCAAUCUACGUCUUCGCCAUCAUCUUCAGCGCGUCCUGGGCAAUUGGCUUCAGGGUGUAUGCCAGUGAAAUCCAACCGCCGAAGACGAGGGCUAGCGCUUCCAGCCUCGCACAAAGUGCUAAUUGGUUCGCGAAUUUUGUCGUCGCCCUCACCACGCCCGUCUUCCUGGCGCACUCUUCGUAUGGUGUGUACUUCUUCUUCGGAGCGUGCUCGCUCUUCACUUCAGCCGUAUGCUUCGUGGCGAUGCCCGAGACGCGUGGACGCACGCUGGAGACCAUCGACGCAUCCUUCGACCAUCACUCGUGGCGCAUGAAGAAGAAGAAGAGCAGCGAUGCCGGCAGCCCGGCAGUCGGCAGCGAGACGAACUCAGUUGUGAUGCAAAGCGUGUCUCCGAAACGGGACGACAGCACCCUGCCAAGCGCCAACACAGUAGUCGGCUAA
Molecule: messenger RNA, 1563 nt
Organism: Lasiodiplodia theobromae
Lineage: Eukaryota; Fungi; Ascomycota; Dothideomycetes; Botryosphaeriales; Botryosphaeriaceae
Product: MFS sugar transporter
Exons: 3
Coding region: 1-1563 (520 amino acids)
Biological process (GO): transmembrane transport; carbohydrate transport
Cellular component (GO): membrane
Molecular function (GO): carbohydrate:proton symporter activity
Source: RefSeq, a predicted model, not a curated record